This is a messenger RNA of Rhizophagus irregularis DAOM 181602=DAOM 197198, 424 nucleotides long. The record is from RefSeq and is a predicted model, not a curated record. NCBI's taxonomy places the organism in Eukaryota, Fungi, Glomeromycota, Glomeromycetes, Glomerales, Glomeraceae.
UUUGCUUGUUCUGAUACCAAAUCUUUUCAUUUCAUUAAUUUGGUAUCUUCCUUCAAUAUUUCAACUUUAUUCAUUCAUUUUUACAACGAAAGAAGAAAAAUUUAGAAUAAGAAUUUAUUUAUUUAUAUUAUCGCCUAUUAUAAUCAUUUUAUACAUUCCAUGUUGUGUAAUAACGUUUAUUGCGUAUAUAAUAUUUAUCACUAUAAUAAAUCCAAUAGUAACAAUUGCACGAAGACCGGAAUAUCCAUUUUAUUUAAUAUCAUCUACGGCGGCAAUUGCACGAUUAAUUUAUCAACAAUUUUGCGAGCAUUCUGAUGAUAAAAAUUUAUUAAUAGAUUCUUUAAUAUUUAAACCUAUCAAUGAUUCUAUAGAAUUUUCAAAGGAGUGUUGGAAUUUUCAUUCCUCCAAAUUUCCAAAGAAAAAA